Messenger RNA from Eremothecium cymbalariae DBVPG#7215, 2511 nucleotides. RefSeq names its product AAA family ATPase CDC48 (gene CDC48). Gene Ontology annotation, cellular component: VCP-NPL4-UFD1 AAA ATPase complex; cytosol; nucleus. The coding region runs from base 1 to 2511 and encodes 836 amino acids. Gene Ontology annotation, molecular function: polyubiquitin modification-dependent protein binding; ATP hydrolysis activity; ATP binding. The transcript has a single exon. The record is from RefSeq and is a predicted model, not a curated record. Gene Ontology annotation, biological process: mitotic spindle disassembly; autophagosome maturation; retrograde protein transport, ER to cytosol. NCBI's taxonomy places the organism in Eukaryota, Fungi, Ascomycota, Saccharomycetes, Saccharomycetales, Saccharomycetaceae.
AUGGUCAAGGAGGAACACAAAAAGUUGUUGGACGCGUCUGGCGCUGAGCCAAAGGAAGAGGACGCCACCGCCACCGCUAUUUUGAGACGGAAGAAGAAGGAUAACUAUUUGUUGGUUGAUGAUGCGGUGAAUGAUGACAAUUCUGUGAUUGCCAUUAAUUCCAAUACCAUGGAUUUAUUACAAUUAUUCCGUGGGGAUACGGUGUUGGUUAAGGGGAAAAUGAGGAAAGAUACUGUGUUGAUUGUGUUGAUUGAUGAUGACUUGGCGGAUGGGGUUUGUAGAGUUAAUCGUGUUGUGCGUAAUAACUUGAGGGUUCGGCUUGGGGAUUUGGUUUCGAUUCAUGCAUGCCCAGAUAUUAAGUAUGCGGAGAGGAUUUCUGUGUUGCCGAUUGCCGAUACUAUUGAAGGGCUAACGGGGAAUUUGUUUGAUGUUUACUUGAAGCCUUAUUUUGUAGAGGCGUACAGGCCGGUGAGGAAGGGAGAUCAUUUUAUUGUGCGUGGGAGUAUGCGGCAGGUGGAGUUUAAAGUGGUAGAUGUGGAGCCGGAGGACUAUGCGGUUGUUGCGCAAGAUACGAUCAUCCACUCAGAGGGGGAGCCAAUUGAUAGAGAAGAUGAGGAGAACAAUAUUAACGAGGUUGGGUACGAUGAUAUUGGGGGGUGUCGGAAGCAGAUGGCUCAGAUCAGAGAGAUGGUGGAGUUGCCGUUGCGCCACCCACAGUUGUUCAAGGCGAUUGGUAUCAAGCCUCCAAAGGGUGUGUUGAUGUAUGGUCCUCCAGGUACUGGUAAAACGUUGAUGGCGAGAGCUGUUGCAAACGAAACGGGUGCAUUUUUCUUUUUGAUUAAUGGUCCAGAGGUGAUGUCUAAGAUGGCAGGUGAAUCAGAGUCGAAUUUAAGAAAGGCUUUUGAAGAGGCCGAGAAGAACGCUCCUGCUAUUAUUUUCAUAGAUGAGAUUGAUUCUAUAGCACCAAAGCGUGAUAAGACCAAUGGUGAAGUGGAAAGGAGGGUUGUUUCGCAGCUUUUGACGUUGAUGGAUGGUAUGAAGUCGAGAUCUAAUGUCGUUGUGAUUGCGGCCACCAACAGGCCAAACUCUAUCGAUCCUGCCUUGAGAAGAUUCGGAAGAUUUGAUCGUGAGGUCGAUAUUGGUAUUCCUGAUGCUACAGGAAGAUUGGAAAUCUUGCACAUUCACACAAAGAACAUGAGGUUGGCGGAUGACGUCAAUUUAGAAACUUUAGCCGCUGAAACACAUGGGUAUGUGGGUGCGGAUAUCGCAUCUUUGUGUUCUGAGGCAGCUAUGCAGCAAAUAAGAGAAAAAAUGAGUCUAAUUGAUCUAGAAGAGGAUGAAAUUGACGCAGAGGUGUUAGAUUCCCUAGGCGUAACUAUGGACAACUUUAGGUUUGCCUUGGGCAACUCCAACCCAUCUGCUUUGCGUGAAACUGUCGUAGAAUCUGUUAAUGUCACCUGGGAUGAUGUAGGUGGUCUAGAUGACAUCAAGAGGGAAUUGAAGGAGACUGUAGAGUAUCCUGUUUUGCAUCCAGACCAGUAUAUCAAAUUUGGUUUGUCGCCAUCAAAGGGUGUUUUGUUCUAUGGACCACCAGGUACUGGUAAAACUUUAUUAGCUAAAGCCGUUGCAACGGAGGUUUCUGCAAACUUCAUUUCUGUUAAGGGCCCUGAAUUGCUAAGUAUGUGGUAUGGUGAAUCAGAAUCAAAUAUUCGUGAUAUAUUUGACAAAGCUAGAGCGGCUGCUCCAACUGUGGUCUUUUUGGAUGAAUUAGACUCCAUUGCAAAGGCAAGAGGCGGAUCUAUGGGCGACGCUGGUGGCGCUUCAGAUAGAGUGGUUAACCAAUUGUUAACAGAGAUGGACGGUAUGAACGCCAAGAAAAAUGUCUUUGUAAUUGGUGCCACUAACAGGCCAGACCAGAUUGAUCCAGCAAUUUUGAGACCUGGUAGAUUGGACCAAUUGAUAUAUGUGCCGUUACCAGAUGAAGUUGGUAGAAUAUCUAUUUUGAAGGCCCAGCUAAGAAAGGCACCUUUGGAACCGGGCUUAGAUUUGACCGCUAUCGCAAAGGCUACUCAAGGUUUCUCCGGUGCAGACUUGUCAUACAUUGUACAAAGAGCUGCAAAAUUUGCAAUCAGAGAUUCCAUUGAAGCUCAAAAGCGUUCUGCGGCUGAAAAAGCUGAGAAGAUUAAGACCGAAGAUGUUGAGAUGUCUGACGCUAAUGCUCCUGCGGAACAAGACGCAGAGGAGGAGGUAGAUGCUGUGCCAUACAUUACCAGAGAACAUUUUGCUGACGCUAUGAAGACUGCUAAACGUUCUGUUUCCGAUGCAGAAUUACGCCGUUAUGAAGCUUAUGCUCAACAAAUGAAAGCAUCAAGGGGUCAAUUUGGUAACUUUUCAUUUGGUGACACAAGUUCGUCUGGUGCCGGUGGAGGCGCUUCCAACGGUGGUAUUGAAGGAUCUGGCGGUGCUGCAUUUAAUAACGGUGCUGAUGAAGAUGACGAUUUGUAUAGUUAA